AUGGAUAAUUGGAAACAAUUCAUUAGUUCUGUAGAGUCAAUUUCAUUGGAUGAGUCGAAAGUAAAGUUGAACGAUGUCAUCAAGCAACUCGAUAUACCAGAGACUUACCAAGAGGUCAUCUCAAGUGCUGCUUUCUUAUUGUUAGAAGCAUAUAAGAACAAUAAGAGUGCCCCGAGAGAGGAAGCAAUUAAAACAUUGACUGAAAUCGAAAAAUCAUCACCACCAGAACUUAGAGUUGAAGUUGGAUACAGUAUUGGUCUUAUUUUGUUUGGAUAUUCACAACUCUUCACUGAUCAAGUUCAAAUUGGACUUUUAUUGAAUGCAUCGGAAUUCUUUCAAAAGACAGUCUCUAUCAACCCACAACACAUGGGAACAUUGACUGCUUUGAAAGAAACCUAUUUGAUUUUGUCAAAUAUUACAAGUGAUAAUCAAAAGAUGUUUUAUUCUACCAAGAGCAGAGAGUUUAAUAAAUAUAUUGAAGCAGUUACCAAAGGUGAGGAUUUCAAGGUGGCACCAUCCACCUAUAUCAAGAUUGAAACUGCCAAGACCCUCAAGGAAAAGGCUACCGAAUUUUUCAAGGUUGGAAACAUCAAGGAUGCAUUGGUCAACUAUCACUAUGCCAAAAACUAUAUCACAGGUUUGAUGGACUUGAACACUGAAAAAGAAAAAGAAAUCAAAGCCAUGAGAAUCAUUUUGCUUAAUAAUAUUGCUGUUUGUUUGAUGAAACAAAAUAAAUUUGAAAAUGCCAUUAGAUCUUUAGAUGAAGUGUUGGUGGAGGAACCAAAGAAUGUAAAGGCUUUGUUCCGUCGUGGAAAAUCACACUCUGCACUCAAGAACUUUACACAGGCAGAGAACGAUCUCCAAGCAGCCAACGCCAUCACACCGGGUGACAAAGAAAUCGUAGCAGAGAUUGCACUCUUGAAACAAAGAGCAAAGUCUCAAAACCAAAGAGAAGGAAAAGCAUUUGCAAAGGUCUUUGAUGAUUAA
Molecule: messenger RNA, 987 nt
Organism: Heterostelium album PN500
Lineage: Eukaryota; Evosea; Eumycetozoa; Acytosteliales; Acytosteliaceae
Product: tetratricopeptide repeat protein
Exons: 5
Coding region: 1-987 (328 amino acids)
Molecular function (GO): protein binding
Source: RefSeq, a predicted model, not a curated record